GAAGGAUACUUGUGUUUGUUCUAUAGCUUUCUUACUUAAGGUAUUUGAAUGUGUGAGGGGGUGUGGGUACGUGUUAGUUUCCAGAACGCUGAGUACGUGUUUGCUCAGUAAUCUCUGGCUGAACCUGUCUGAUAGGUGUGGAGUGGCUGCUGCUUACUUGCACAAGCAUGAAGACAAUUGCAGCGCAGUCUUGAGAGAGGAGAGGAGCCACAGCACCUUCUCUGACAAAGAAACAAGGAGGAAAACUCACACACAUACAAACUCCUGUAAAAGUGGCCGAAGAAACACUGGGAAGGAGGAAAUGCUGUUUUGGAAGGACAAAGGCAGAGAGGAGAAUACUUAAGAAUGUGAAGUAACCCAGAGGAGAUUGUUCUACCACGCUUUGACCAAUGGAUCUGGUAUUCUAAUGUGGCCUUUUAAGCUCUGGGAUGUUCAGGAUGUUGCUGUGUUUCUCAGCAUCACGCUUUAUAUGUGUCACCUAGCUGGAGCCAUCUCAAUCCAUUCCCCCGAGAGGAGCCUCACCAGGUCAGUGCAGGAGAAUGUGUUUUUCUCAGUGGAUGUGACCUGCAUUGGGAUCCCCACCAUACAAUGGACUUUCAUGUCAGGAGCGGUGAGCCGCACCAUAGGGACUUGGCAACCUGGGGUGUACACCAACAUAACGGUAGAUUACAGCAGCAGAGUGCAGCCCUACAACAAUGGCUCUAUGGGCCUGUCAGACCUGCGGCUGCAGGAUGCUGGGUACUACGUGGUCACUGUCACAGAAACAGAGGGGAACAGCAAGGACGCCGGCCUUGUCCUGAAAGUGAAUGAGGUGCUGUAUGAGGAUCUGCAGUACCUUUCUGUCGCGGCCUUAGCGCUGGCCGGUUUGGCUGGCCUGCUUAUGCUGCUCGUGUGGCUAGUUGACAAGCUCUACAGGAAGGUUGUGGCAUGGAGACGCAGGAAACAGAUGCCAGAAAAUGAUGCAACAGAGCUGCAGCCUCUUUGACGGACGUCGAGCUGCGCUUUGUUCACAGUGCAUGAAAACACACCUGACUUUUCAUCAAACCUGUCAGUACAGCAACGACUGCUUUGCAGAAUGCAGGUGUUGUUUCCCUUAAAAAAACAGUCACUUUUUAAUUCAGAAAGUUACACACACUCUGGAAGACUGUCAGUUAUGAAAACCUGUAUACCAAGAAAACCUCUCCUUUGUUUACACUUUGUACUGAACACACAUGCAGUUACAGCUCACUGCUGAGGACUUUGUUUUGAAUGUAAAUACAUCACUCACGACACUGGAAAACAAUACACUUUGUAUUUAUUGCCAAAGCAAGUGAGUCGCGUGAUUCUGUUUGUGUGUGGUCUCUUCA
Molecule: messenger RNA, 1346 nt
Organism: Scatophagus argus
Lineage: Eukaryota; Metazoa; Chordata; Actinopteri; Scatophagidae
Product: V-set and transmembrane domain-containing protein 5
Exons: 4
Coding region: 407-985 (192 amino acids)
Biological process (GO): positive regulation of excitatory synapse assembly; filopodium assembly
Cellular component (GO): plasma membrane; dendrite; axon
Source: RefSeq, a predicted model, not a curated record